Exophiala bonariae is the source of this 1680-nucleotide messenger RNA. RefSeq lists its product as uncharacterized. Gene Ontology annotation, molecular function: pre-mRNA 5'-splice site binding; protein binding. Bases 1 to 1680 code for a protein of 559 amino acids. The record is from RefSeq and is a predicted model, not a curated record. Gene Ontology annotation, cellular component: U1 snRNP; U2-type prespliceosome; commitment complex. Gene Ontology annotation, biological process: RNA processing; mRNA 5'-splice site recognition. Lineage: Eukaryota; Fungi; Ascomycota; Eurotiomycetes; Chaetothyriales; Herpotrichiellaceae. The transcript has 5 exons.
AUGGACGCAUACGGCGGGAGUGAUGAAGACAGUGCGGAGCUGAGAAAGCUUCUUGCUGAGGUGGCCGAGGAUCCAGAUAGUUUCGAGACCUGGGAGAAACUCGUCCGGGCCACUGAGUCGCUAGAGGGCGGCAUCAACCGGAACUCGAGUUCACAGGCCAUCACAACCCUCCGGAGUGUCUACGAUCGAUUCCUCGGCAGAUUUCCCUUGUUCUUUGGCUACUGGAAAAAAUAUGCGGACCUCGAGUUCUCCAUUGCUGGCACUGAGGCUGCUGAAAUGGUCUACGAAAGAGGCGUCGCCAGUGUCACAAACUCGGUUGACCUGUGGACAAAUUAUUGUUCAUUCAAAACUGAGACGAGCCACGAUGCCGACAUCAUCCGAGAACUCUUUGAACGAGGCGCGACUUCUGUUGGCUUAGACUUUCUUUCUCAUCCUUUCUGGGAUAAAUAUCUCGAGUUUGAAGAACGCCUCGAGUCUUUGGACCGAAUUUUUGCCAUUUUGGGAAGAAUUAUCUACAUCCCUAUGCAUCAAUAUGCCCGAUACUUCGAAAAAUACAGACAGAUGGCUUCAUCAAGGCCUAUUGCCGCUACUGCUCCUCCUAGUCAUCUCACUCAGCUACAACUCGAUCUUGAAAAUGAAGGUGCUGGCUACAAGGCUGGCCGGAGCCAAGCUGAAGUGGAACGAGAGCUAAGAGCUCGAAUUGACAAUUACCAUCUCGAAAUCUUCCGACGCACCCAGACAGAAACAAACAAACGUUGGACUUACGAGUCCGAGAUCAAGCGUCCUUACUUCCACGUCACAGAUCUGGACGAGGCUCAAGUUAGUAACUGGCGCAAGUACCUUGAUCUGGAAGAAUCUGAGGGCGACUACAUCCGUACACAUUUUCUCUAUGAACGAUGCUUAGUAACCUGUGCACUUCACGAGGAGUUCUGGCUGAGAUACGCUAGAUGGAUGUUGGCACAGCCAGGGAAGGAGGAAGAGGUUCGAAACAUCUACCAAAGAGCAUCUUGCCUUUAUGUGCCAAUUGCUCUGCCUCUCACAAGAUUGCAGUACGCAUAUUUUGAAGAAUCAUCUGGUCGCGUGGAUAUUGCAAAGGAUAUUCAUGAAGCAAUACUUUUCACCCUACCUGGCCAUGUGGAGACCAUCGUCUCAUUGGCGAAUCUCACUCGGCGACAUUCAGGGUUGGAAGCUGCUGUAGCCGUCUAUCAGUAUCAGAUCGAGCAGCCCAACAUUGAUGUCUCUGCAAAAGCAGCACUGGUUUCCGAAUGGGCACGAAUCCUUUGGAAGGUCAAGGGCUCACCAGCAGAAGCUCGCCAAGUCUUCCAGAAACAUCAGCAUUGGUAUUCCGAGAGUCCGGUUUUCUGGAGCAAUUAUUUGAGAUUCGAAAUUGACCAGCCUGUGUCUCACGAAGCCGAACAAAGCCAUCACGGGGAGAUCAAAAAGGUGGUCGAUGAAAUCCUCGCCCACAGCAAGCUGCCAGAAGCCACUCUGCAGGAGCUUGUAUCAAUGUACAUGAAGUACCUACUGGAAAGAGGCACCAAGGAAGCCACCAAGGAGUACAUGAAUCUUGACCGAGAAAUCAACGGACCCGCUUCAGUACAAAAGUCUCUGAAAGCAAAUCACGACGCUAUCAAGGUCGAAUCCAUUAACGGACAGCCACCCCCGAUUCACUACGCAUAA